AUGGCUGAUAUCAGUGUCGAGAACGCUACUGGUUCUGGUGCAAAGACUGUCGCCUCUUCCAGUCGCACCACAACUGUCCCUGCGAUGGCUGCGGCAGAAAAGCCCAGAAAGUUUUCUGGCAUAGACUUUAAACGCUGGCAACAGAAAAUGUUCUUCUAUUUAACAACCCUCAGUUUGCAAAAAUUUAUUACUGAGGAAGUUCCUGUUCUACCAGAAGAGACUCCGGACAACGAACGUUUCAUCGUGACGGAGGCAUCGAAUCAUUCUGAUUUUCUAUGUAAAAACUAUAUUCUCAAUGGGCUGGAUGAUGGUCUAUGUAAUGUCUAUAGCGGCUGUAAGACGUCUAAGAAAUUAUGGAGUGCUUUGGACAAGAAAUAUAAGACCGAGGAUGCUGGGUUGAAAAAGUUUGUUGCUGCGAAGUUCUUGGACUUUAAAAUGGUAGAUCAUAAAUCUGUCAUGUUGCAGCUCCAGGAACUUCAAGUGAUUACACAUGAUCUGCUUGCGGAAGGAAUGGUAGUCAAUGGAGCUUUCCAGGUUGCGGCCUUUAUUGAGAAAUUGCCGCCUUCGUGGAAGGAUUUUAAAAACUACUUAAAGCACAAACGUAAGGAAAUGACAUUAGAAGAUCUAAUCGUCCGUCUUAGAAUUAAGGAAGACAACAGAUCUGCUGAGAAGAAGGCCAAUGGCAAACAAGCAAUAACAUCGUUGAAACUGCCUCUACAAGUUCAAAUAAAAGGAAGCGGGCUUCUGGAGGGAAGAAUGUUCCAAGCAAGAAGAAAUUCAAAGGAAGUUGUUACAAUUGCGGCAAAAUUGGACACAUGGCUUCAGACUGUCGUGCUCCGACAAAGGAUAAGGAGAAGAAAAAAGGUCAAGCCAAUAUGGCUGAAAUGA
Messenger RNA from Lycium barbarum (goji berry), 888 nucleotides. RefSeq lists its product as uncharacterized. The transcript has a single exon. The coding region runs from base 1 to 888 and encodes 295 amino acids. The record is from RefSeq and is a predicted model, not a curated record. NCBI's taxonomy places the organism in Eukaryota, Viridiplantae, Streptophyta, Magnoliopsida, Solanales, Solanaceae.